UUGCAUUGGCCAAGGGCCCAAGAGCAGAUGCACAGGGAAGACUGAAGACGGGAAAUUUUGGAGGGAAAAUGGAGCUGCUGAAAUUCUCCAAAUUCAAGCUUCGUCUCAAUGCCCUAAUCACCGAAGUUCGACAUCUCAGGGAGAGGGAACGCUCGGCCACCGAUCAAGUCCAGCUUUUAAUCCAGAAACAAAAGCAAACAGAAGAUGAAUGUGCUACGAAGUUACACGAAUUGCAGGCGGAGCUAGCUUCGUCUAACGAACUCCGACAAAAACUGGAGAGGCAGGUGAGUUACCUUCAGAGCGACAAUGAUUUGCUCGAAAAUAAGCAGAAGCAUUUAGAACGAACUAUACGUAGCCUGCUUGAAUCAAGAGAAAAAUUUAUUAAAGUUUACCGGGAAUCUACUUGUGAAAUGAGGCGUUCAAUAGAAACCAAAGACAGAAUGCUUGCUUUUCUUACUGAGAAGAUAAACUCACAAUUACUGUUAUUUGAUUCAAUAGAGAAAGAGGCCUUCUCUGUCAAGCAAGUUGUAGAUGAUGUGCAACUCCUUGUGAGUGAAAAAGAGCAAGUAGUGGCUGGGUUAAGGAGCAAAAUGGAUAAGAUCUCUGCAUAUGAAAAAACAUUUGUUGAGAAAAUCUGCGAGCUGGAUAAUAAAUUGAGAAAUGAUGGGGAUGAGCUCCAAAGAAAAGAUAAAAUCAUUUUGGAGCUAGAAGCACAGCUGGAGGCAGCAAAGAUUCGCAGUGCACACCAGCCCCAAUUAGAAGAGCUUCAGAAAACUUUAUCAGCGAAGGAAGUGAUCAUACAGAAUUUAAUUUCUGAGAAAAAGGCUUUGCAUUUUGAAGUUGGGAGUUUGGGCAUUAUCUUACUGAAAAUUCAGGAGACUGUUUUGAGUAUGAAUGAAGAGGAUAAAAGGACAUUCUCCUCCAUACUGGAAGGCCAAGAAGGAAUUGCAAUGGUUGAGAAAAAAGAAUAUAAUAGGAUUGAAGAUAUGGUUCAAAACACAAGAGAAAACUCUCCUAAGGUUUCUUGGAGAUCUGCUGCAGAAAAUACAGCUUUAUCUCAGUGUCCACAAUAUGGUUCAGCAAGCAACCCCUUGUGUAAGAAUGAUAAUUAUGACUCCUGUAUGUCAGAGGUACAAAUGCAGUUUGGUUGUUCACCCCUGCAGCCGACAUGUUCAAAACUUCAAUCAGCUGCUAAUGUUUUGAGCAUCUCUGUGGAUGAAGCAAAGGAAAACCACAAAACAUUACUGUCUCCUUUAGAUUCAGAGGGCUCAACAACUCAAGCAGAAACAUCGAAUGAUCCUGGUUAACUUCUUACUAGUGUUGUGGAUAAAAAAUUUGGAUGUCAGAUCACCUGAACAAAUACUGAUUAUGAGGUCGUGUUUGAGAGUGGAUUUCAAACUUGAGAUUUAGAUUUGUGUCAAUUUAGACAAAGUUCAAUAUAAUUCUAUGUUGCAUUUUUUUCAAAGUCCCACAAAUCCUACUUGAAGGCCUUCAUUCCAAGCUCGCAAGGAUGGGUAAAGAUGUUUGUAAUUGAUUUUAGCCGCACAAAUAUGCUGCAUGAGGGAAACCAUCGGGCACCAUGAUAUCUGAAACUUUGUGGUCAUCCUACAUUGUGGUAAAAUCUGGCAUAACAAUGUACUGCUUUUUGUUUUUUUUUUUUGUUUUUUCCUACUAGAAUAAAAAUAUAUGCAUCUUCUAAUAUUCUAGUUGCAG
Malania oleifera is the source of this 1713-nucleotide messenger RNA. RefSeq lists its product as uncharacterized. Bases 69 to 1307 code for a protein of 412 amino acids. Lineage: Eukaryota; Viridiplantae; Streptophyta; Magnoliopsida; Santalales; Ximeniaceae. The transcript is spliced from 14 exons. The record is from RefSeq and is a predicted model, not a curated record.